AUGGGGCUGUUGGAGUUCUGGAAUAGACAGCAGCAACAAAAAGAUGAAACGCCUCCCGCUUUCGGUUGAUUUUUGUCUUUGAUCAAAUCAUAACAUUUUUUAAUUCCUUGCUUUUCGUGUAUCUUUUUUGAAAACGAGUAUGCAUUUGAGUGCCCCCAGUCAUUGCGCGCAACGAUACGGGAUCUUCGACCGGAUCAAGACGUUCAAACGGCGCAGAAAAGUCCUAUGUGGUGACCGUGAGCAGUGGAAAGACUCAACAAACCGAGUUGGAAAUGAGUCUUAACUGUAACCCUUGUCCUGUUCAGCACGGCUGAAUUGGCCGCUGGGGGUUUCGACCCCGGCGCAGGUGGCUCGCUUCAUAUACCUGUCGACGAGUUUCUCCCAAAAAACCAGGUUUUUCACGGUUUUUUUGAAAAAUUGUGCACUACACUUUGAAAAUCCUAUAGUAUAAGGGAAAUAGAAAAUACUUUCGCGCGACAGAGUUUUGCGAUAAAAAGAAGUUUCAUCAUUUCUUCGAAAAGUUUUAGUUCAAAGCAAAAUUGAAGCACACUAGGUUUUUGUACUGAUCCGGAUUAUUCUUUAAACGACAAAGCGAGAGAAUUAUAAAAAAAAGGGAAAUUUUUAUGGGUUUGCAGUUUGUCACAAAAAGCUUGCGUGUGAAAAAAAAGAAGUUUUAACCGAAAAACUGUAUUAAAUGUAUUGACUCGAAAUUGAAUUUAGCUGGAAUGGAUAAAAACGGCAGUCGGAAUGAACUGUUGUCUGGCGAUGCCGGCUCAAGCUUCUUCGGCGUCUUUUCGAGUAGUCGCCGUGACAGCUCUCAAUUAUCUCAGGUUGGCAGAUUGCCCGAAAAGAUUUUUAUGGAGCCUUUUUCCACACUUUCCGACCUUGCCUAUGGGUCUAAGCCGUCCAUUUUCAAACUUUCCACAAAAAAAACUUCUAACAGGAAGGUGCUCAGGUGGUUCCCGCGAUGUCGCAUCCUCUUCUGUCUCUCCAACAUCGAAACAGCCGAGACGUGGGAGGAAGAGCUGCAGCGGACUGGCAUCCCUGAGGAAGACGUUCGCUUUUUUCUUCUCUUGGUCCUUGAUGCCUUACGCAGGAAAGAUCAGAGUUGAAAGCUCAGGCUUCCUCCAAUUACUGAAAAAUGCUUCGACUCAAGAAACAAAUUUUGAUAUGUAUGGGGAGGUUUAUUUUUUACAGACUGUUAAUAAAAAAAAAUUCAUAAAAAAUCGUUUUCAGAUAACGCGUAAAUCUGUUUCAGAUUCGCUGCAUUAGCUCGACGAGCUGUUUGAAGUCUGAUAGAUCAGCUGACAAACGUGUUCUCAUAUGCACGUCUUCUGCGGUAAUCUUCUACUUCACGUACCUUUUGAAAAUAAUAGUAUUACGAGAUUUUCUCAUAAUUGAUACGCCAUUUUCGCUUUUCGAAAAAUAUUAAAAAGAUACUGUAUUGAUAAGUUUCUUGCUGUGAGUAUAUGUGAAAAACGUGACAGUGUUUUUUCACGUUAAGAAUCAAAGUUCAGUGAUAUAGCUGAUCCACGGCUAGCUUGGAACGUUUAGGGGCGUAGCCUGUCUGCGCUCUCCACGAACCAGGCACUCUCUCGUGCAUUAUCGUGUCAGGAUCCUUUUUUCAAAGGCCCAAGCUAGCCAUGAAUCAGCUAUACUAUCAAAUUUUUGAGAAAACACAAAGUUUGUUGCCCAUAUUUUCAAAAAACCGUGAAAAAUAUAUCUGAAAAUUUAUAGCUGAAAAUUUUAAAUGUAUAAACUUCUGAAAAAUCUGUUUGCAGUGGACGAUGAAAACUCUGGAUUCGAUGAACGAUAUGGACUCAGUUCGACUGUGUGUGGUCGAACUGAAGCACAACGAAUCGUCGGAAAAGUACAAGACGAUCAUUUCGAAACUCACUGUUUGCAAUGUAAUUUAUUUUACGAAAACUCUUCAUUUUAUCUAUAAUUUGCAUAUGCCGACUUGAAGCUAACAAAGGAACUUUUUUUAGGCUCGCCUUUGAAGUUUUGAUAAUACUUGGCUAAAGUGUAUUUGAGGGCUUUCAUCUGGUUUUUGAGUUAAGAUGCUUCAAACGUUGGAAAUAACGUUUUUUUUUUUGCAAUUCACGUAUUUCACAAGCUUUCAAACUUGUUAACUUUAAUUAGAAGUUCAACCAGUUGCUGAAAAAGUCCUCUCAUAAGUAUUGAUCAGAAAAAUGUUAUAAUAAUGUGAUAAGCAUAGAUGAGAACCCACCGGCCGAAAUUUUGAAGCAUAGGAAAAAUAUAGAUUAAUGUGAGAAAUAGUCUGUAAAAAUAUCCUGCUUCAGUUUUGAGGGAGAAAUUCAUGUAGAUGACCACUUCAAGAUGUUCUCUUGAACCCUUGUCGUAAAAAAAUGAUGAACAUCUUUUAAAAGUUUCAGCAAAAUUGCCACUUCUGAACGCCAUCAAAAAAAAUGAAAUAAUAAUGAAACACAUUAUAUUAUUUUGCCUACGCAGACCCUUUAUCGAGUGCUGGUCUGUACUACGUCGGUUCCUUCGGGCUCGAGAAAAACGAGCGCCAUCUCGAAAAGGCAGCAGACCAUCACGACACUCCAGAUUUCAACGUGGAUCGAGCCUUCAGAAGACGACGUCGACUUCAGGUCAUCAGUGAUAAAAAGUAUUUGACCGUAAAUCAAGCAACCGAGCACGUUUCUGACAGAUAAUACUUUUUUCACUACUUUUAUUUUUAAAGUUUUAUAUCUAAUAGAACCGCAGAUGUUUGAGAAAAGAAGAUAGUGAUUUGUCCAUCUUAGGAAAGAUCUUUCGUUUUUUUUUUUGAUAUUUUUUUUAAAAUUUGAAUAUGCAGUCAUUAGAAAUGAGUGGAGAAAAGAAAAAUUCCAGAUUUUCUACUAUCCCCGAGAACGUGAAGCCAUUGUAUUGGACCGAAAGAGAACUUUCCGAUCAGAACCAAAUCUUGCUGGAGAAGUGGAGAAAGGUUCUUUUUGUCUAAAUUUAGAAAACUUCAGACGUUUAAGGGAUGCAAAACGGUACUUGGUAAGUUAGUCUCGGAAAGUGUAUUGAAGUCAGACGAAAUCGAGGACUAUAUCUGGAUGUCAUCGGAAAAUCUCGUAGUUGAAAUAAUUCUUACUGGAGUAAAAGUUGGCUUCAGGCAGAAACGAUUAGUUCGGCUUCGCGAAGGCGAAAUGCAAAGUGUGUCGAGUUUUUAAGGGACGUCUACAAAAUCCUUUUGAUCGAGGGAAUGAAGCCGGCGUUUCUGUUCGUGAUGCGUGAGAUUCUGACUUACCCCCGUCGAGCUCCUUGUUCUUUUCAGAAACCUUGAAGAGUGACGCCGAGGAUUUGGAGAUGCUUCUCGUAGCUGACCAAGACCUUGUCUCUGUUUAUGAGCAUUUGCAAAGUCUCUAUGCCCAGGGUAUUUCAGUUUGCCCCUUUUUUGGUACAAGGGCUUUUUAAGGAGGAAACGCCGAAGUUCACUACAAAUGGAGAAAGCUUCACCAAGUCAUCACUGGUUUUCUACGGAACGGUAAAUUCGAAGAAUUUUUCUUUAAAUUGAAACUGCGCUCAAAAGUUGUUUCGCGAAAUUACGCAGCCAAAGGCGAUCGAACAAACAAGUUAUAAACGUUUAAUACUCAGUUUGAUUAUGACAUCAUUUUAUCCGGAGCACGCACUUACUUUUUUUUGGAAAAAUUCAGAACUUUGACGCCUCGCUCACCUUCCCUCACCCCAUUAGGGAUUCCGUGUUACGGUUCGAAGUUUCUCUAAAAUUUGCUCAAAAACUCCCUGAAAGUCUAGAUGAAGAUCUCUCACAGUCGCUACCUGCCGAACUUCUAGUUUUGGAAGUAGGAAUUUUCAAAAUUGCGAAUCAUGCGUUUUAAGCCUGACUCUCCGAACUUUGAAAAUUAUUACCACAUAAACUAGAAGUUUGCGCAGGUAGCGACUGUAGGGACCUUCAUCUAGACCUUCAGGGAGUACGAAUUAAUGAAGCGGAAAAUUACUGUCAGAAGAUAUUGAACAUUGAAUUAACAUAUUCAAUAUUGCCUCGCAAGUUUUGGGAAGAAACCAUUUUUGAAGGUACUACGACUUACGGACUCGUGGUCACGAAAGACGAAAGAAGUGCCAUUGUAGCUCAAAAGGCCCUCGGAGCUCUCAUGUGCAAAGUUGUCCGCGCCGUCGCCACUGACCAGCAAAGUCACUUUUUAUCACAAACUUUUUGUUUUCGAUCCAACAUUCAGUGUAUUUAGAGCUUUCAUUAAUAACGGCUCACUUUUUUUUUCAUUUUUUAGAACAAGGCGAUCACGACAUUUGGCCGAUGAGUCGUAUCUCCACUGUCUUCAUGGAGGUGAAAGGGAUGACGAAUUGAAACUCAAUGCAUCAUUCAGGACAAAUCAAAAAUUCUAAUUUUGGGAAUGCAUUUGCCGGAUUUCUUGACUUCCUUCGAGACACUCACCGCAAACAGAAUCACGUUUGUGAUUUCGGUUGACCGCAGGUUCGUAUUUUUAUUGUCUCUUCAGCUCCGCCUCCAACAAAGCUCUCUGAUUGGUUUGAUCUACGCAUAAGGGGCGGAGUUUGAGCGAUGACUUGAUAUUAAAAAUUGAAUUAACAAUAAAAACUUUUCCGUAUUUUCCUGUGUUAUGGAUUCUUCUCCAAUCAAAAUUUCUUGUUUUGAGGGGAAAAAGAUUGGAACUGCGAAUAGGCUGGUCAGUAAAUCAUGCAAGGGUUGGAAAUUGAGCAGUUUCUGUGUCUUUCUUAUCAUUUUCAGUAUACCAAUCGAAGAGAAAGUAAUUAAUUUAAAAAAUGUAGAAUUUAAGGAUUUUGGAAAGUUUCAGCUCUCUGUGUACAACCAAAACGCCCCUGGAAAAUUAUAUGGCACUUCUGAACGAAAAAAUGGAAAAAAUUGUGAGUAAUCCCCGCAGAAAAAUUUUUCCAAUUGACAAUUUAGCGAGUUCCGCGCGUGAACACGACGCCUCUGCCCGCGCCGAAAAAAAGGAACGCCAAAUCGGCUUCCGGGGCCAAGUGGGGCGCCGUCAAUCGGUAUGUUGCAAGUCACAUACGUAGUCUGUUCGAAAAACUUUGCUGGUCUGUAAAAGGCUUCAGAAAAGUGUCGAUACUGUUUUCCGAUUUAUUUGAGCGAGCUCUGAGAAAUAAUAUUUAAAAAAAAAAGUUCAAUUCAUCUGGUAAAUAAAAUUUUAUUUCUGAAUGCAAAGUUUAUCAUUUUCAAACACCUCAAUAAGAUCAGAGUGUAAUCUCGAACAAACUCGGACAUUGGGGACGCGAAUCGGGGCAUUUCUAGUGACCAAUUUAGUAGCGUCAGCCCUCUAAGGUGAUCUCUAGAACUGUCCAGAAACGUCCGAGGACUUUAAGCGGAAACUGACUUCAGCUACGACUUCAAAUUCGAGCCGAGCAAACUUUUUUUGGAUGCUGCGCGGUUGCGGCUGUUGCCAUUUCAACCAGCGACAAUCCAGAACGCCACCAACAUUCCGAAGUGCGUUUUUUUUGUGUUAUGAGAUGCAGCCUUUUCGAACAGAAAUAACAUCCGAAAAUUUUCAUAAGUGUUAGGUUUUUCAAGAAAUGAAUCUCGUUCUUCAAUGGUACACUUCAAACUACCAUAACUCUUUUCAGAAUCCAUUUUUUGAUCGAUCUAAAACUUAUGAAACAUUCGAAAACCCCAACUUUAAGAAAAUUUUCAUUGUGAAACGAAUGUCCGGAAUUUUCGCCAGUGAAGUAACGAAAAAAAAAACAACUUUGAUCACAAAUUUUCUGUUUGAAGCUUUCUGUAGUUUCUAUCAUUUUCACCAUAUUGUUAGAAAUCCAGUUUGCAAAAAAAGUUCGGUCCAUUUCCAUGGGCAAAAACCCGAUUGUUGAGAAACACGAAAAAGACUAGUUUUUUUCAAAAAUCGAUUUCAAAGAAUGGAUCGGGUCAGAUAUUCCAAUCUUUUUCAUGAGUUAAUGGGACCUAUUAAAAUAUUCUGGCGUGUCUCGACUGACUUUUCAACGUCAGCAUCUAGUCUCCUUUCUCUCUUUAAAGACGUUUCGUCACAUCAAGUUUAUUAUUCUCUUGAAUUAUUGAGAAACUUUUCCGCUCAAAAGAGAUAGAUCUUCUUGAUCUUUUGGUGAUUCCACAAUCAUUUAGGUGAUCAAAGCUUUUUCAUUAAGAACUGUGAACGAGCUCACGUCAGCGGAACAUGCCGAAUACCUGCAACGGACAAAAGGCUCCGAGUUCGCCCCUCCGCGGAUCAGCAGAAAACGGAUACUUUCUCUGGUUUUUUUAGAACUCUAGCAAGAAAAAUCCUUUUUGAACCCAAAAGAAUACAAACUUCUCUUAGAAAACAUGAUUUUUAACGACAGAAUGAGUUUGAAAAACCAACGAGAGACUUUGCAGGAUGAAACUUUGAAGAUCGACGUGAUGAGUGAAAGAGAAAUCUCACAAAAUGAUAUCCUACAGUACUACGGAAAGGUAUCAGGACUAUCUAGUUUUAUUGGUUCAAAAGAGUAGUUUUUGUCAACCUUUACCAUUUCUUGGGGAAAAAAAAAGGUUUACAAUUAACUUGCAUCUGGCCUCAGAAAAUAUGUUUUCAACUAAGUUGAAAGUUAAAGAAGAGCAGUUUCUCGGGCAAAGUCGGAACGGUGGAUAAUGGCCGCUUGAAGGGAGAGGCUCAAAAAAAACCGCGAAAAGGCCGCAGAAAAGCAGCAAAAAUGGUUUAAAAGUGCCGAUGGAAUGGCACUAAAGGGCAGGAAAAAAAAGAACCUUCCCACCCUGAAAGGAACUUUACCUUUUUCCAACCUUUCCGACUUUGCCUAUGUUUUAAGUUUGCCUGCACGUUUCCGACGGACCUUUUCUCGGUACUUUUAACGUUUUGCGGAUCAUUUUCAUUUGUUUUUGUGUACUCUCCUCUGAGAUUUCCAACCACGAUAGCUCAGAUCAGAUCAGCAAUACUCAUUUUCCACAUUUUCUAGGACUUUUUCCAACUAUGGAACCUUCUGAAAUAAUGCUAAUGGCUUUUUUUUUAGUGCGAGCCUGGCGUAAACUCUCGAAAGUUUGUCCGUUACCUACAAGAAAAAGAGAUCAAUCGACGCGACAACAUGUUCAUUUUCAAGUCAAAGCUGUAAGUGAUAGGAAGAAAAAGUUCAAGACUUUCAAGCGAUGACCCUUUCAGGUUUGAUACCGAUAAGUUGAAAUUGCUAGACUCCCUCAUCAGAAAAAUCGAAGAAUGCUCGGAUCUCUGA
Molecule: messenger RNA, 7197 nt
Organism: Caenorhabditis auriculariae
Lineage: Eukaryota; Metazoa; Nematoda; Chromadorea; Rhabditida; Rhabditidae
Source: the annotation of a GenBank genome assembly